Molecule: messenger RNA, 1356 nt
Organism: Scheffersomyces coipomensis
Lineage: Eukaryota; Fungi; Ascomycota; Pichiomycetes; Serinales; Debaryomycetaceae
Gene: AAT22
Product: Aat22p
Exons: 1
Coding region: 59-1270 (403 amino acids)
Biological process (GO): L-aspartate biosynthetic process
Cellular component (GO): cytosol
Molecular function (GO): pyridoxal phosphate binding; L-aspartate:2-oxoglutarate transaminase activity
Source: RefSeq, a predicted model, not a curated record
UUCAUUUUGUGUUCGUCAUAUAAUCAUCAUUUAUUCACAUAUAUACCAAUACUUUAUAAUGACUGCUAGUACUAAGUUUUCCAAGUUGGAAAGAGAAGCUCCUGAUCCUAUUGUUCAUACCAUGAAUCAAUAUUUUGCAGAUCCUGAUGCAAGAAAGGUUGAUGUUUCCAUCGGAGUCUAUAAAUCUGAACAAGGGGGAUCCUAUUUAUUCCCAUCUGUGGCUAAAGCUAAAGAAAUCUUGAGAAAUAAUGACCCAGGUCAUAAUUAUACUAAUAUGUCUGGUAUUCCUGAAUUCAUUAAUGGAGCUAGAAGUGCUAUUUUUGGCGAUGAUAGAGCUAAACAAGGUCAUUUAGCUUCUUUACAAACUAUUUCCGGUACUGGGGCUUUACAUAUUGCAUUUGUAUUCUUAAGAGAAGCAGGUUAUACUAAUUAUUAUCUUGGUUUACCAAGUUGGUCAAAUUAUAUUCCAAUGAUUGAACAUGUGGGCGGUAAAGUUCAAACUUAUACUCAUUAUGAUGAAGUUACUAGAAAGGUCGAUUUCAAUUCAGUUAUUGAAAAUUUAGAGUCAGCUCCAUCUGAUUCAGUAUUCUUAUUCCAAACUUGUUGUCAUAAUCCUACUGGGGCUGAUUUCACUAAAGAUCAAUGGAUUCAAAUUGCUGAUAUUGUUAAAAGAAGACAAAUUUUAGUAUUAUUCGAUACCGCUUAUCAAGGUUUUGCUUCUGGUGAUAAAGAUGUUGAUGUUUCUCCAAUAAGGCACUUUUAUGAUUUAAAUUUAGAAUUUGUCGUUACUCAAUCAUUCGCCAAGAAUUUAGGCUUAUAUGGGGAAAGAGUUGGUGCUCUUCAUGUUGUGGUUCAAGAUAAAGAUUAUGUUCCAAAUGCUCAAAGUACUCUUACUGCUCUUUUCAGACAGGAGUGUUCAUUUGCUCCUGCUUUUGGUGCAAGAGUUGCUUCUAUUAUUUUCCAAUCUCCUGAAUUAUUACAAGUGUGGAAAAAUGAUGUAGCUGAAAUCACUGAAAGAUUGCUUGAUAUCAGAAAACAAAUCCAUGAUAGAUUAUCUAAAUUAAAUACUCCAGGAAAUUGGGAUCAUGUCUUGAACCAACAAGGGUUAUUCUGGUAUUCUGGUUUAACUCCAGCCCAAAAUGAAAGAUUAAUCUCUCAUCAUCAUGUUUACUCAACUUCUAUUGGUAGAGUUAAUAUCGCUGGUGUUAAUAAUUCUAAUGUUGAUUACUUUUGUCAAGCCUUAGAUGAAGUAGUUAGAAACUCUUCUUAAUAUUAAUUUAAUUUAACUACUUUCUCGUUAAACAUGCUAAUUUUUUAUUUUCUAUAUAUAUGCAAAUAAAAAACUAUCAAAAAGGG